Molecule: messenger RNA, 5316 nt
Organism: Sabethes cyaneus
Lineage: Eukaryota; Metazoa; Arthropoda; Insecta; Diptera; Culicidae
Gene: Ehbp1
Product: EH domain-binding protein 1
Exons: 12
Coding region: 937-3981 (1014 amino acids)
Molecular function (GO): protein binding
Source: RefSeq, a predicted model, not a curated record
GCAGAGAACAGUUUUGAUUAAAAUCGAAGACUUUUUUCGUUUUUCUAAGAACCAAGUGAAGAAAAUCAUUACUCUGUUCGUUAGUCGUGAUUUGGUAGUGCUUGUCGUUGUCGUCGUCGUCGUCGUUGAGUGUGCGGGCAACCGAAGGAACAACCGAUUACGUGUUACGGAAUAGACUCCAGUGGCAAUUGCUGCUGUAUAAUGGUAUGGGAUGAUGAUUUCAGACUUCCUGAAAAAUAGUGAUACCCCAUCGUCGGAGGCGAAAAAACAACAGUGAAAAAAAAUGGUUUUCAACCUUGACCAGCAGCAGCAGAGUCAAACAUCAUCGACAUUGUCGUCAUCCGCUGUGAAAUUCGGUUUUCACCCUGACGGACGGAUUGGAACAUCGACGUGUGCGGUGGUGGUCGUUGGUGUUGUACUUGUACUUGAGUGAGGUGUCCUUUUGCGGUCGUUUAGCUCGAACGAAUUCCGCGCAUAGGAUAUCCAUUCCCCAUACCUUGCCUACCUGACAAAGUUGCAAAUUAUAAUUGACGUGUUUUGAUACCGAGUAGAGUGCCUGUUGUAAAAAUAAACAGGUAUUGUGGCUCGUGGUGUUGGACGAAAGUGCUACUAUCUAGAAAGUGAUUUGCUGUGCCGUGGUGCAGAGGGCAGAGAGUGCAGUGUAGGGUCGAUUCUUAUCAGUACAAGGGCGUGAAUUGAAUCCCAAUCGAAACCUACACCACCAGCGUUGGAAAUUUCUGCUCUUGUUCUGCCUGCUGGUGGAAGGAACAACAGACAGGGGAAGGGUGUGCGUGCGUAAGAAACGGGAAAUCGUCUACGAUUUACUUACUUGAACGGAACCGAACGGAACGGAAGAAAGGGGGAGCGAUAUUAAAAACGAACACUGCUGGUUAGCUGGGUUGUAAGCUGGAACCAGCGAACGGCAUAAAGUAAACAAUGGGGAGUGUUUGGAAACGGCUGCAGCGUGUUAACAAGCGGGCUGCCAAGUUCUCGUUUACCGUGUCCUACCAUGAGCUGCACAUGGAGACCACUGCCAAAUGGCGUCCGCACAGUCUUCACAUCGUCUGGACACGCCGCUCACGGCGAGUGGUUUCCAACGCUCUCGCCUGGGAACCGGAUCUCGUCAAUCCGGUCAGUAGCACAAUGGCCUGGCCAAUGCCGGACAACCACACGAUAGCCGUCACACUGUUCAAAGAUAUCCGAACGCACGAACUCGAGGACAAAGAUUGGACCUUUGUGCUGGAGGAUGUUUCCCAGCUGGGUAAGAAACGACCGCUAGCGUCCGCCACAAUUAACAUGCGCAAGUACGCCAGUAUAGAGUCGACACAGCAAACGUUUUCGCUGGAACUGAGGCCUGUUUCGAAGAAAAUUGUUUCGGCACAAUUGGAACUGACUUUGAGUUGCGUUUUCCUUCGGGAGGGAAAAGCAACCGACGAAGACAUGCAGAGUAUCAUUUCGCUGAUGUCUGUUAAUAAUGUGACCGAUAUUGCCCCGCUGGACGAUCUGGAGGACAUCCCGGAUUUGGAGAGUUCAAUUGAGAUUUCCGAGCACAUGUUGGAUUUCAGGCAACAACUGGAACAGUUGACCACUAGUCUGAACAGUUCUGAUCUGGCAACGCCAAUGAGUGUUCCCUCUCUCUCGGACGAUCAAACACCGAUAAUUAGUGGGUCGAGAGAUAUGUUCAAAGAGAUUUUGAAUGACCGUGGAUACAUUUCGGUAACUAGCGAGGGUGGCGCAAAAGACCCAGAAGAAUACAAAACAAUACCUCCAGAAACUAAGUUUAACACAGCGCAAGAGAUUCCGACAGAAUUGGAUAGGAGUAGCAGAUUUGAAGAUUUCCAAGACACCCAUAUUCCACACACCGCAAACUCAUUAGACGAAAUCCAAAAAGCGGAAGAUGAACAACUGGAUCCAUUGGAGGCACUCGAAGAAGAAAAGACACCCGUCAAACCUCAGGCUCCACCGCCCGAGCCAGCUCCGGUAGUGCAGAGUCCAACCGUACCAACAGAUAUGGAUAGUGAAUCUUUCAGCAGAAAAUCUCCAGAAGAAAACCAGAACAGCCGAGCAGAGUUGAAGCCACUAAAUCUCAUCAAGAGCUACGAUCACCAACCACCGGAGAAAGUCGUACCGGUCGUAACGAAUCCUCCGGCGGCGGUGGUAGAACAGGAAAUUCCUCCGAUGAAACCAAUUCUACGGGAUAGUACGCCGGGCCAAGAUCUACUCGAGUGGUGUAAGGAGAUCACGAAAACUUACCACGGCGUGAAGGUUACGAAUCUCACCACCAGCUGGCGCAACGGAAUGGCAUUCUGCGCUAUCAUACACCAUUUCUAUCCUAGUCUGAUUGAUAUGACCAAUCUUUCCCCUGGAAAUGUGAUAGAAAAUUGUCGAACAGCGUUUGAUGCAGCAGAAAAACUAGGAAUUCCACGUGUUAUCGAACCACGUGAUAUGAAUAUGCUUGCCGUGCCGGAUAAGCUGGCCGUUAUGACCUAUUUGUACCAGUUGCGAGCGCACUUCACCGGUCAUCAGCUUGAAGUUCACACUAUAGGUGAAACGUCGGACGAUUCCAGCUACGUGAUCGGAAAUUACAAGUCGGACAAGCUGACGAAGGACUUGCUAAACUUGAACGAAAUGAUAACACCACGAGAGGACGACCUGUUGCUGCGGAAAGAGUCCAGUACGGCACAUCUGCUGGCCAACUCGAAGGCACUUCUCGGCAAGAUGCUCUCGCCGGCCAAGGACCGGCUAGCAGCCGGGGCUCAGGAGGAAACGCCUACGACUCUGGACGGUGGUCAACUCAUCGUGAAUGGUUCCUCCGAAGAGGAUCGGUCGGGCAAUUGUGAUGGUGUCAGCAGUGACGUUGGAGGAGGUGGUGGUGGCAGUGAUGACGUUGGAGAAGGUGUAAAUAACAAUAAUAGUUCCAGUGCUGUCAAUAACAAUAGGAUCCGGAGUUACAAUUCCGUGGAAACCAAUGGCGAGCUUGAGGAUGGCGUGAAAAAAUCGGUCAACGACAGCUUGCCCCGGUUAGACACACAAACGGCGAAUAAAUUCUUAAUGCGGCAUAAGGAAAUGAGUGAAAGGGCGAGAGUAAUGAUUGAAAAACUAAGAAGUACUGGUAUUGAUAAAACUGGUGAUAUUGAUACUAACGAACGGCAAGCUCGUUUGCGAGAGCAGGCACGCAAGCUAAUAGCGGAAACCAAAGCUAAAGCACUGAACCUGGAUUCACCUUCGUCGCCAACGAAGAUUAGCAACGCCCAGCGGUUGAACUUUUCGCCCGAACGAACCAUCUCACCGAUCAACAACGUGCCGGAGUUUAUCUUUCCCACAGUUCAACGAAGUCGGCACGGCACCAAGGACUCGCCGCUGCGGAACGUCAGUGCAAUCGACGGAAGCGACGCCAACAGUAACCAUCUGCUGAAGAAAACGUCUCCCUCGCCGAACAAACUGUCGCCCUCGCUGCUGGAGGUGAUUGCGCCGAAGAACGAGGGCCGGGUGGAAAAAGUCAACUACAUUCAAAGCGAGUUGAAUAAAUUGGAGCGUGAGCAGGAGGCGAUUGAUCAGAAAGCAAAUGCACUGGAAAAGAAACUGCGAGCUGUGAUGGGCGGAACAAUGACAAACGUAAGCGAAACUGAAGAUCAACUAAUGUCCCAGUGGUUCACCCUGGUCAAUAAGAAGAACGCUCUGCUAAGGCGUCAGAUGCAGCUGAAUCUACUUGAACAAGAGAAUGAUCUUGAGAAAAAGUACGACAUGCUGAAUCUGGAACUGCGAGCAGCUCUUUCGAUCGAGGACUGGCGCAAAACGGAGGAACAGCGCGAAAAGGAAGCCCUUCUGCUGGCCGAACUGGUAGCCAUCGUGGAUAAACGCAACGAACUGGUUCAGAAUCUGCACAGCCAGGAGCAGGCCAUUGAGGAUGACGAUGAAAUCGAACGGAAGCUGGAAACGGUGGAUAUCAAUCACAAGGAUGAAAAAUGUGUGAUUCAAUAGAGUCGGAUCGGAAGUCAGCUAAGGAAAGUAGCAUAUUUUGAAUACUCAAACAAGUUUGGACUAGAAACUACAGCAAAUCGAAUUUCGUCUUCUAAUAUUUCACGUGAAUCAUUUGUAAAUAGUAGCAGUUUGCGGGACAUUAAACCGCAAAAAAACGAAACUAGCAACACAUACAGGAAUCCACUGUGUCGUCUUAGUUGGUAAUUCUUGGGGCCUCUUAUUAAUCGUUAAAAAAAAAGGAAAGCUCUAAACCAUCGUCUAGGUCCGAGCGCUGCAGAUUCGGUUAGGUUUUUGAAGUCUUCGUGUCAGGCUUUGAAUUCGUCACACACAAUUGAUCAAUUCCGUCCGAGAACUUUGAUUUCCUGCAGUAGAGCGGACUUCCUAGAUGUUCCUUUUUUUUGUUUAAUUGGCUGAGCUUGCUUGGGCUUCGGUGGAGAUUUCAUCAUCACACUAAUUUUUAGCGCUCUAUAGGUUGGGUUGGGUUGUAUAUAUUUGUUAGGCUUGCUUAUAAUGCGAAAACCAAAAAAAGAAAAACGCUCCAAGAUAAUAAAACAUCCGCGACGAAAGCUCCCUACAAGUCAGGAGCACAAUUUCACAGUGAAUAAGUUUUAAGUUGCAUCGCUUCAACUUUCAAAUCAAGUAGGUUGAGUAGAACUUUUGAUCAACUUAUGUCUAUAAAUAGGCAGUUCUAGGUGGGUAGAAAACCUUGCGAACACCGGACUGUUAUCGUGUGAUCGUAGCAAUGGCAAGAAACCAGUUUGAUAUGAACAAAUCGCUUUCGUUUUAAAAUGGUGAUUAUUCGUGAUAAUGAUUAAUAUAUCCAAAACACAUUUAUUUUUAUAUGCUACCUUUUACUAUGUAAGUAAGAUUGUACUCUAUUUUUAAACUACUUGAUAGCAAACCUUGCGGGGUUGCAUCCUGAAACAAACAAUUUGUACCAGGAUGUGUGAGCUUUCGUUUGGUAACGCUCCCAAACUAUCAGAAGAGAGAAAAAAAAAUUCAAGAACAAACAAAAACGAAUACAAAUAAAAAUAUUCUAGUCAUUCGAGUGUAUUGUAGAUAAAGCAACUAAACUAAUUGUAAAGCUAGUAUUAUUAAUUUAAUUAACAAAACCAACAUACGACGCAUGAAAAGCUAUAGAGAGAUCACAUACGCAAUAAUGGUCUUUUCUUUUCAUACAUAGAAAGCGCGCAGGAGUUGCUGAAACACUUGCCACUAUACCAGAUGAGUGUUGAUUGCAAUUUUAAUUUAUUGUAUACAUUUCUCUGACCCUCCCCGAUUCGGAUGAUUAAACGAGACAUGCAUUAUGACUAUUCUAGGGAUUCAUAUGGAGAA